This is a messenger RNA of Penicillium canescens, 273 nucleotides long. Its product is annotated as GPR1/FUN34/yaaH protein. The transcript has a single exon. Lineage: Eukaryota; Fungi; Ascomycota; Eurotiomycetes; Eurotiales; Aspergillaceae. The record is from RefSeq and is a predicted model, not a curated record. Bases 1 to 273 code for a protein of 90 amino acids.
AUGGCUAUGCUUGGAACCUCCCAAAUCACAUACACUGUGUUGGCUGCAUCGUACUUCUCGAUGGCGGACGAUCGUGUAUCAACUGGCGUCGCUCUGAAGAAGGCAGCUGGGGCGUUCGACUUUGUCCCCGGGUUGUUGGCAUGGUACACGGUCAGCCACCUGAUGCGUCAGGAUGCACUCCUGUUCUCGUUCCCACUGGGGAAUACUGGUCUUUUGUACGCGCGAUGCGGCGGAAGAGACGAUGUAUCAAAAGGGGGGGACCAGGGCUUUUAG